CUAAGGUUUAGAUAUGUGAUCCUGGAGGAUAUCUCCACUGGGAAGGCUGAUGUGGGAAGAACCAGACAUGGGUGUUACAUGUUCUGCUGAAAGAGAUGAGUUAUGAAGUCUCCAUGGUUUUGACCGCAUUCCAGAGUUUGGCUGAAGAGGGACCUAUACCUCCCCACCCAUUUGUGUAGGGGAGCCCUACACAAGGGCUCAGCCCUCAAACAGUCAUUGUAGGGCAGGCAUCUAAUACCUACCAUAUACCUGCCACAAACCUGAAAGCUGCCCAGGACUUGGAAAGCCUUUCAUUUUAUUGAUCAUGGCUCCUCCCAUGAAUUCCAGGGGCAAAGGGCCUUUGUUCCCAUUCUAACGCAGAGAGAUAGUUCCCUAGUUCCCCAAUCCCUUGACUUUCUGAAGUUUCCUACCUGACCUAAUUUCUGUCCACCCUCCUUUAUUCUUUCCCUUGCUUUCUUCCCCACCCUUCCUCCCCCUACUACCUCCUUCCUCUCUCACUGACCAAAUGCAAUUCUUGAAUCUUAGAUUUUGCUGAUGGUCGAGUUUUUUGUCUCCCACACUUUUCCUGCUUCUGUUGUGCUGCUUUGCUAGAUCUGGUUCUCAACCUCUUAUCUGUCUUGCAUUCUCACCGCUUGCCCUCCCCCUUCCCUGCAUACCCCCACCUUUUGUUCUCAGAGUCAAGUAAAUCCCUGCAGAGGUAUAUUUUACUCUUUAAGGUAUUGCCUCCAUUUCCAGUGUAGAGGUGGAACUAAAUCCCAAAGUCCUAAUUCCCAGUCCCUUCUUUUCCAACAAUUUCACCAAACUUGAUUUGCUUUUGCCCAGAUUCCAAGGCCUUGCACCCCUUUCCUGCCCAGCCAGUUCUAAUUUAAGGAGUAGCCAGAUUACAAACGACAAUAAUAAAAGGGAACACAUUAGUCUUUCUACAAAGAUGGACCCCCAGAUCCAGUGUGCUUGUGGGGUUUGUUACAGUUUGGAUUUUUUGGCAGGAAAGGGAAGUCAGAGGUGGUUGUCUACAAGUCUCAGCAGAUAAUCCCCCCAGGUUCUAGUAAACUGGCCCCUUCUCCCAAUCCAGGUCUCAUGAACAUGGAAGACCCCACCACCACCACGAUCCCAGACUCCGAGCUCCUUGUUGGUCCUAGCCACUGAGCCUCCCAGUACUUCCCACUCUGAGCUCUUGGCUGUAAUUGGAUUCAGGCUGAAACAACCACGUCCCCAACCAGGAAAGGAGGCGGGGGCGGAGGAGAGGCUGUGGGGAGAAGGGAGGGACCAUAGAAGAGAGCGAGAGAGGGAUCCCGACCCAGUUCGCCGACUAAGCAGAAGAAAGAUCAAAAAACGGAAAAAGAGGAGAAGAGCAAACAGGCACUUUCAAGAACAAUCCUCUCAACUCCAACACGACUGCGCUCUAGGAAUCCAAAAUCAGUGCCUACAGAAGACAAAGGCACCCCGAGGGAGUGGCGGCGCGACCCCAGGGCGUGGGCCCCGCCGCGGAGCCCGCACGGCCCCGCUGCUGCCCCGACGGUCGCAAACCAUGUCUCCCGCCCCACGAUCCUCCCGCGGUCUCCUGCUCCCCCUGCUCACGCUCGGCACCGCACUCGCCUCCCUCGGCUCGGCCCAGAGCAGCAGCUUCAGCCCCGAAGCCUGGCUACAGCAGUAUGGCUACCUGCCUCCUGGGGACCUACGUACCCACACACAGCGCUCACCCCAGUCACUGUCAGCUGCCAUCGCUGCCAUGCAGAGGUUCUACGGUUUGCGAGUGACAGGCAAGGCUGAUGCAGACACCAUGAAGGCCAUGAGGCGCCCCCGAUGUGGUGUUCCAGACAAGUUUGGGGCUGAGAUCAAGGCCAAUGUCCGAAGGAAGCGCUAUGCCAUCCAGGGUCUCAAAUGGCAGCACAAUGAGAUCACUUUCUGCAUCCAGAAUUACACCCCCAAGGUGGGCGAGUAUGCCACAUUCGAGGCCAUUCGCAAGGCAUUCCGUGUGUGGGAGAGUGCCACACCACUGCGCUUCCGUGAGGUGCCCUAUGCCUACAUCCGCGAGGGCCAUGAGAAGCAGGCCGACAUCAUGAUCUUCUUUGCCGAGGGCUUCCAUGGCGACAGCACGCCCUUCGAUGGCGAGGGCGGCUUCCUGGCCCACGCCUACUUUCCGGGCCCCAACAUUGGAGGGGACACCCACUUUGACUCUGCUGAGCCGUGGACUGUCCGGAAUGAGGAUCUGAAUGGGAAUGACAUCUUCCUAGUGGCUGUGCAUGAGCUGGGUCACGCCUUGGGCCUCGAGCAUUCCAGUGACCCCUCGGCCAUCAUGGCACCCUUUUACCAGUGGAUGGACACAGAGAACUUCGUGCUCCCUGAUGACGACCGCCGGGGCAUCCAGCAACUUUAUGGGAGUGAGUCAGGAUCCCCCACCAAGAUGCCCCCUCAACCCAGGACCACCUCCCGGCCCUCUGUCCCUGAUAAGCCCAAAAACCCCACCUAUGGGCCCAACAUCUGUGACGGGAACUUUGACACCGUGGCUGUGCUCCGAGGGGAGAUGUUUGUCUUCAAGGAGCGCUGGUUCUGGCGGGUGAGGAAUAACCAGGUGAUGGAUGGAUACCCCAUGCCCAUUGGCCAGUUCUGGCGGGGCCUGCCCGCAUCCAUCAACACUGCCUAUGAGAGGAAGGAUGGCAAAUUUGUCUUCUUCAAAGGAGAUAAGCAUUGGGUGUUUGACGAGGCGUCCCUGGAACCUGGCUACCCCAAGCACAUCAAGGAGCUGGGCCGAGGACUGCCUACUGACAAGAUUGAUGCCGCUCUCUUCUGGAUGCCCAACGGAAAGACCUACUUCUUCCGGGGAAACAAGUACUACCGAUUCAACGAGGAGCUCAGAGCAGUGGACAGCGAGUACCCCAAAAACAUCAAAGUCUGGGAAGGAAUCCCUGAGUCUCCCAAAGGGUCAUUCAUGGGCAGCGAUGAAGUCUUCACUUACUUCUACAAGGGGAACAAAUACUGGAAAUUCAACAACCAGAAGCUGAAGGUAGAGCCGGGCUACCCCAAGUCAGCCCUGCGGGACUGGAUGGGCUGCCCAUCGGGGGGCCGGCCAGACGAGGGGACUGAGGAGGAGACAGAGGUGAUCAUCAUCGAGGUGGACGAGGAGGGCAGCGGGGCAGUAAGCGCGGCGGCCGUGGUGCUGCCUGUGCUGCUGCUGCUCCUGGUGCUGGCGGUGGGCCUCGCGGUCUUCUUCUUCAGACGCCACGGGACCCCCAAGCGACUGCUCUACUGCCAGCGUUCCCUGCUGGACAAGGUCUGACCCCCACCGCCGGCCCGCCCACUCCUACCACGAGGACUGUGCCUCUGAAGGCCAGUGGCAGCAGGUGGUGGUGGGUGGGCUGCUCCCACGUCCCGAGCCCCCUCCCCCCAGCCUCCCGUCUUCUCUCUGUCCCCUGGCUAGCCUCUCCCACCCUCACCCCUGGCAGUGCGUCUUCCCUAGAUGGGACCUCUGAGGGCUGGGCGGGAGGACGCCCCUUCCAGCCUCUGCACCUCAGGGGAAUCCCAUAGCUUGGUGUGUGUCCAGCCCCAUCUGAAUGUCUUGGGGGCUCUGCACUUGAAGGCAGGACCCUCAGACCUCGCUGGUAAAGGUCAAAUGGGGUCAUCUGCUCCUUUUCCAUCCCCUGACAUACCUUAAACCUCUGAACUCUGACCUCAGGAGGAUCUGGGCACUCCAGCCCCGAAAGCCCCAGGUGUACCCAAUUGGCAGCCUCCCACUACUCUUUCUGGCUAAAAGGAAUCUAAUCUUCUUGGGGAGUGGAGACCCUGAGAAAGGUGAGGGUGUGGGGACUGCCCAGUCACCCUGAGACCGUGGGGGGAAAACUCAGAGAGGGUCUUCGUUGCUUGGUUGGUCAAGUUCCUCAAAGAUCUGCCUCUGCUAUGCCUACCCCGGAGAACUUCCAAGGAAGGAGCCUGAGCCAUUAAGGACUAAAGUGGGGCUGAAGAAACCUGUAGCAGCCCUACCCCUCUCGAAUGUUAACUUUGCAUGGGGCUUUCUCAGUUGGAAGAGCUGAAACCAGGGGCACAGCCGCCAGGGUGAGGUGGGGCCGAGGGCAGAGGCCCAGGUCAGGGCCUGGGGGUGAGCCUGAAGGCCACGGAGAAGGAACCUUGCUCAUCUGAGCUAGCCGGGGCUGGGGCCCAAGGACAGAGCAGCCAGAGGGGACGGGAUGGGACCAAAAGGGGAAAUGAGGAAGUGCAGCAGCAGUGAGGGGGGGGCAGGGCGGGCCAGGCCAAGCCAAGCAGAGGUGCACAGGGUGGGCCGUGGUGCCCAGAGGAGAUACGUUGUUUGGAGCUCUCAGGAAGGGCCCUGAGGAAGGCACACUUGCUCCUCUUGGUCCCCGUCCUUGCUGACCAAGUAGCACGGCGGGAAGGGUGGGCAGCGCAGAGAAAGGAGCAGAGGGCAUGCAUGCAGGGACUCGGGACGCAGGGCCCUCGUGGGAGAGGCCCCCAGAGGCCUGGCGGUGCUCAGUCUCAGCCUGCCUGGCCACCUCUGUGAGGGCAGGAGCCUGCUUAGGCCCACACUCCCCUGAUGCCACACAGCUCGGCCUGCCCUGCCUCUCCCCCCACCCAGCCCACCCGUUUGAAGUCUCCUUCGGCCACCAAAGGUGGUGGUCACGGUACUGGGGACUUGGGAGAGUGAGACCCUGUGGAGGCAGCGAGAGGAAAGGGAUGUCAGGGGGGUGGGGCACGGGGUGGGGAAAAUGGGGUGAACGGUGCUGGCAGUUCGGCUAAAUUUCUGUCUUGUUUGUUUUUUUAUUUUGUUUAAUGUAUAUUUUUAUUAUAAUUAUUAUAUAUGAAUUCCAUUCAAAUUGUUCCUUUUUGUUAACAAGGGGCAUGGGUAGGGGUGGGGGCGGGGGGCAGAGGCAUCUGACCCCAGGAACCUGCAGGGCGGGGCUGGGUCGGUGGCCUCUGAGGACAUUUUUGACCUUGUUCAACCUUUCCACAAAGAAUAAACUGUGUUUCACA
Messenger RNA from Lemur catta (Ring-tailed lemur), 4980 nucleotides. RefSeq names its product matrix metallopeptidase 14 (gene MMP14). The transcript is spliced from 11 exons. Gene Ontology annotation, cellular component: extracellular matrix. Lineage: Eukaryota; Metazoa; Chordata; Mammalia; Primates; Lemuridae. Bases 1529 to 3277 code for a protein of 582 amino acids. Gene Ontology annotation, molecular function: zinc ion binding; metalloendopeptidase activity. The record is from RefSeq and is a predicted model, not a curated record. Gene Ontology annotation, biological process: zymogen activation; collagen catabolic process; skeletal system development.